CACCACUCGAAAGCACAUCAAACAACACAUAAUACAUACACUUUACUAUUGCCUUGGAUUUAAUUCAUAAAAAUAAGUGCCAAACGCAGUGUUAAAAUAUAUGUGGAUGUGAUGUAAUUGUUUGGUUCGUUAGCACAUCCCUAUUGACCGCCAUUUGGUUGACCGAAAAUGCGACUAAAGAAAGUGUCGGAUAUUUCAACUUGAUCAAAAAGUGCUUGUGCCCCCAAACCUACCAAUAUAGUUUUUAUUAAAUAUACAGUAGUGCUUAAACAUAUGCGUUGGCGAUGAUUGUGUUAAUGAUAACCAUCUCUGGGCUGUUAUUGGAGGCCAACGCCAUGGAGAACGUGACGAUAGCAUCGCUGGACACCAUCGCCGCCACCAUUACGUCGUCGCCCAACGCUUCGCGACCCGAAUAUCGUGUAUAUCUGGUCCGACAGACACUCGACAAAGACCUGAGUGAUGUCAUACUGAAGGCCGCCACCACUGAUGACGAUAAGUCGGACAGUAGUAGCGGAACCGGUGGUGGGAGUCGUGCCGACGAUAAGAAAUACCAAAACAAUUCAACGGUUCAGAUCUAUAUCAUUGCUGUGAUCGGUGUUUCUCCGGCAGUGAUCGGAGGCAUAAUGUGGGCCCUCAAGAAUCUCAAGAGAAAGUGCAUCAGAGAUAAGGCGUCCAAACGUUCAAAAGUGAAGAAAAACACCAGCGAUGGAAAUACUCCCAAUCCAUUCCUCAUUAACGACAUUCCCAUUAAUCAAUUGACUUAUAAAUUAGUCGAAAGGGCAGAAAAGUCGCUCAACACGGGCUCUGGCGGCUCCAUUGACUCGAGUGCCGUCUGGUAUAACAGUUAUAAGCCCUCGUAUUUAGUGAAAAGCCGUCGCGUCUACUCUUUGGAGGUCUCGCGAAAAAAUUUAGAUAUGAUUGAAAUUCUCGGAGAAGGAAAUUUCGGACAGGUGUGGAAAGCGAGAGCCACACAGAUUAAAAAUAACAAUAAAAGUCAAACGGUUGCCAUCAAAACAAAUAAAAUCAAUACGGAUGAGAAAGACGCUGAAGAUCUUCUCAAAGAGCUCGAUAUUAUGCUUCAGUUGGGAAACCAUCCAAAUGUUGUUAAACUUCUCGGUUGUUGUACUGAAACAAUGCCAUAUUUUCUAAUAAUGGAAUUCGUAUCGAAUGGCAAACUAUUAUCAUUCUUGCGAAGACACAGAACUGAUAAAACAUAUUAUAAUAACAAUAAUAAUAGUGAUAAUUAUAAUUCAAUGAAUAGUAGCGGUUAUAAAACCGAUUCCGGGGAUAAAAACCUUUCGGCAAACGAUUUGGUUUUAUUCGCGUAUCAAAUAUCCAAAGGAAUGGAAUUCAUUAGUAGUCAUGGAAUCAUUCAUCGAGACUUAGCGGCCCGUAAUAUACUGAUCGACGACCGCAAGACGUGCAAAGUGGCCGACUUUGGUCUCUCCCGCAGUAUCCGAGACAAAGACGGCGAUCAAUACGAGCAGAAGACCGGCGGACAAAUGCCCGUCCGGUGGAUGAGUCCGGAGUCGCUAUCGAUGGGCGUCUUCUCAGCCAAGAGUGACGUCUGGGCGUACGCUGUGCUGCUCUGGGAGAUCGUCACUCUCGGCUCAACGCCUUAUAUCGGUCUCAGCGCACAAGAAGUGAUCAAAUACGUGACCGAAGGCCAUAUUGUCGAUCGGCCCCAACACUGUAGCGAUCGCUUCUAUGAGUUGAUGUCAAUGUGUUUCCGUUACGAUUGCGAUAAUCGGCUCUCGUUUACCGACAUUCGGGUCAAACUGUCGGAAAUGAUUGAAUUGCAAUGCGGUUACGUUGAUCUCCAACACUUCGAUCAUUCGCUUUAUUAUAAUCUCAACACUUCUUCGGGCGAAAAGAUUUGAUCCAUUUUUGACGAUCGGAUCAAACCAUUCACACAACUAUGCCGUUGAAAAUCACCGCUUAUUAAAUGCCAUUAUUAUGAUAUUUUUACCUUUAUUAGUCUCUCUUAUAGUUAUAGUCUCUAAGC
Medioppia subpectinata is the source of this 2005-nucleotide messenger RNA. Lineage: Eukaryota; Metazoa; Arthropoda; Arachnida; Sarcoptiformes; Oppiidae. The record is from the annotation of a GenBank genome assembly.